This is a messenger RNA of Panonychus citri (citrus red mite), 1862 nucleotides long. RefSeq names its product caspase-3-like. Gene Ontology annotation, biological process: proteolysis; negative regulation of extrinsic apoptotic signaling pathway via death domain receptors. NCBI's taxonomy places the organism in Eukaryota, Metazoa, Arthropoda, Arachnida, Trombidiformes, Tetranychidae. The record is from RefSeq and is a predicted model, not a curated record. The transcript has 5 exons. The coding region runs from base 376 to 1551 and encodes 391 amino acids. Gene Ontology annotation, molecular function: cysteine-type endopeptidase activity.
UUAUUUUCUCUUCUUACCUUUGGCGAUUUCGUUUAAUUGAAACCUGAUUUCAAGGUAAACUUGUUGAAAGUUCAUUGACACAAUCAGUUCGUCAUCAAGUAUUAAUCUUUAUUUUGGUGAUAUUCAAAUUGGAAUCCAUGGUUUCCAAUUGAGAAUCAUCACAAUUUUGUCUUCAUUUUUUUUUUCUCUUGUUUUCUUUUGUUUUUCUUCACGUGUUCUUUUCAAGAGUAACAAUUAACGACAAUUACAACAGAAUUAAACGAAAAAUUCAAUCAACUGAUGAUUAAUUAUAAUCGUUGAUUGAAUAGCUUCUUAUCUUAAAUUUCCAAUCAAUUCUCUCUCUUUUUAUUUACCAUUGGUUAACACAAUCAAAAAAUGUCUUCAGUUGAACAAAACGCCAUCGAUUCACUUUCAGCCGAUUUAAGUGAGUCUCUUGGAUUACAAGGUGAUAAUGAAGAGAGUGUAACUGAUCCACCUUUACAUGUGCCAAUUGAAAAUCAAUCGGAAACUGAACCUCAACAGAAUAACAACUCUCACAUCUCAACUAUGGAUUCUCAUGAAAAUCAAUUGCCCUCAUCGUCUUCAUCAAGUGAAAAUAUCUCAUCGAUUGAUGGAUGUGCUAUCAGUCGACCCUUAAGAAAUUCACCUGAAUCUUUUGGGUCAAGUUUCGAUGGCGAAUCAAUUGGCGGCAAUGGUGCUACUGGUGGUGGUGAUAUUGAAUCGAUCGAUAGUCCGUUAGGUCAUUUUAAAACCGAUAUAUUUGACGCUGAAUACCGGAUGGACUAUCCUCGCCGGGGAAAGUGCCUUAUUUUUAAUCAUAAACAUUUUGUCUCUGUUGCUACUAGAAAUGGUACCGACAUUGAUGCAUAUAUUUUGGAAAAAUGUUUCGCAAGUCUUGGUUUUGAGGUUGAAACUCACCAAGAUCUUAAAUUUGCUGAACUUCAGGAUGUCUUGAAACGAGUUUCUGGAGAAGUUGAUCAUUCGGAUGCCGAUUGUUUUGUUUGUUGCAUUUUGACACACGGGGAAGAGGAAAAGCUUCAUGCCAGUGAUCAUCAAUACAGUAAACGAGAUGUAUAUGAACUUUUCACCGGUGAUAAAUGUCCAUCGCUCAAAGGAAAGCCUAAAGUGUUCCUUAUCCAGGCUUGCAGAGGAAAUGCGGAAGAUCCUGGUACUCACUUGGACUGCCAAACUGACGCUGCAAUAACGAUCGCUCAACCGGCUGAUCGAACUCAAUCCAUUCCCAUUUGGGCUGACUUUUUGAUCUCAUACUCAACUGUUGAAGGUUAUUUUUCGUAUCGUAAUACAAGUUCCGGUGGAUGGUUUGUUCAAUCACUUGGUCCACUUUUAUCAACUCAUGGAGCUUAUUACGAUUUUGUCUCAAUUUUAACCCACGUAAACAUGGUGGUUGCUCGAGAUUUCGAAGCAAGACCAAAAGGAAAACAAAUACCCCAAACUGUUCACACAUUGACCAAAAAGUUGGUUUUCCGUCGGAAAAAGAAUCAACCAAUCAAACCAUCGACAAUUUCGUUCCAAGGUAACCUAAAUUGUUGAAAGAAAACCAUGGAAACUUGAAAGAUUCUCAAGGAGCAUCAAAUUAUCCAAAAGAAGGUUAAUUUUUCCCUCUCUUUUAUUUAUUCUUUCACUUUGUUCUCAUUUCAACAUCAUAAUCAAUCCAUUUUUAUUCUUUUCUAAUUUUUCUUUUAAUUUUGCUUUUUCAUUUCAUUUUUAAUUUCUUAAUUUCAAUACAUCCAAUUUGUCUUUUUUUGCUAUUCAUUUAUACUCUUUGAUAAAAUUAAAUUUUUCGAUUCAUUUUCUCAUAAGAAAAAGCCAAUUGACCAUUUAUUUGGCAACUUCCCACUAAU